UUUCAAUUUCAUAUUUAAGAAUUUUACAAUUUUACGGUUACCUUUUUUUUCCUUCUUGGCAGGAAUAUUGUAUCGUUUAUUUUUUUAUGGGUUCUCUAAUUUCACACGAUUUAGUUCGCAUGUGUUUGAAUAUUCAAUAAUUAAUAUAUUAUUACAUGUUAAUUUGAUAUAAAUUUCGAGUAAUCAUGAUACCCGAAUUCUGUGUAUUUUAUGGCGUUUUAACUUUUUCUUGGAUAGAAUUCCUAUGGGAACAGUAUUUAACGCUAAGACAGAGACGUGUAUAUAAAACUACAGACAAAAUUCCUGAAAGAUUAACUGGUGUACUAGAUGUGGAAACAUUUAAUAAGGCAAAAUCUUAUGGUAUUGAUAAAAACAGUUUUAGUAUAGCUGAAGAAUGGAUUAAUAUGAUAAUAUCAACUGGUUUCAUCUGUUUGAAUGGAUUCACAUUAUUAUGGAAUUUUAGCAAAUAUUGUUUGAUUGAGACUCGUUAUAAUGAUAGUGAAAUCAUGACCAGUUGUGUAUUUCUUCUAUGUAUGAAUACCUUGGGUACACUGAUGUCUUUGCCAAUCUCCGCAUACAGCACUUUUAUUAUUGAGGAAAAACAUGGGUUUAACAAACAAAAUUUAAAUUUCUUCAUUAAAGACAAGAUCAAGAACUUUUUAUUGGUUCAAGUGAUUUCAUUACCAAUAACUGCAGCAGCGAUAACUAUUGUUAAAUGGGGUGGACGUUAUUUCUUUAUCUGGUUGUGGGUAUUUGCUGUGGUUACUUCAUUAUUUAUCAUGACAGUAUAUCCAGAAUUUAUUGCUCCAUUAUUUGACAAAUAUACACCAUUACCCGAUGGUGUUUUGAAAACUAAAAUUGAAGAGCUUGCUAAGCAAGUCAAAUUCCCUCUUUACAAAAUAUAUAUUGUAGAAGGUUCAAAACGAUCAGCCCAUAGCAAUGCAUAUUUUUAUGGAUUUUUCAAUAACAAACGUAUUGUGCUAUAUGAUACAUUAUUGAAAGAUAGCAAAGAUAUUAUGAAUAACCAAACUUUAGAAGAAGAAAAUACUAACAUUGAUAAAAUUGAAGAAAAAGGAAAAGGUAUGAAUGAUGAAGAAAUUUUGGCAGUCUUAGGUCAUGAACUUGGUCAUUGGAAGCUAAAUCAUAUAUUAUUUUAUCUAAUAAUAUCUCAGGUAAAUUUAUUUGUAAUGUUAUUUGUUUUUGGAUGGUUGUAUGACAAUUCUAUGUUAUAUCGAGCAUUUGGAUUUUAUGAGUCAGCCCAUCCAGUUAUCAUUGGUCUAGCAAUUAUUUUCCAAUAUGUAUUUUCUCCAUAUAACACUGUUAUAUCAUUUGCUAUGACUACACUUAGCAGACAAUUGGAGUUUCAAGCUGAUGCUUUUGCUAAAAAGCUUGGACAUGCAAAGCCACUUGAAACUGGAUUAAUACGUCUACACAAUGAUAACUUAGGAUUUCCAGUUUAUGAUUCUCUCUUCUCAGCUUGGCAUCAUACUCAUCCUCAACUAUUGGAAAGAUUGGAAGCAAUCUCUAAGACAGACUGAAUAUUUAAUGUUAAAUUAAAAAGUACACACAAUUCCGAUAUAAACUUAAGCAGUGUUUCAUAUAAUAUAAUAUUUUUAAUUUUUACAUUCUUCAAUUAAGUUACGAGGUAUCAUUUGUUGUGUGAGUGUGCGCAAAUCUUCUAGUCGACAUGGCUGUGGACAACCUGGUAAUUCAAUUAACUCAAUGUUUGAUUCUUUCCAUUCAUAGUCUCUGUUGUAUAGUAGCUAGUUUUUUUUUUUUAAGUUAAUAAACAUUUAAUAAUUUAUUACUA
Molecule: messenger RNA, 1810 nt
Organism: Rhopalosiphum maidis (corn leaf aphid)
Lineage: Eukaryota; Metazoa; Arthropoda; Insecta; Hemiptera; Aphididae
Product: CAAX prenyl protease 1 homolog
Exons: 6
Coding region: 186-1538 (450 amino acids)
Biological process (GO): CAAX-box protein processing
Cellular component (GO): endoplasmic reticulum membrane
Molecular function (GO): metalloendopeptidase activity
Source: RefSeq, a predicted model, not a curated record